UCCUACCAGCUGUUCAUUGGAAAACGACGCAUUUGCCUUGAUCAUUACAAUUCAGUUAAUCUAACGAGAACCACUAGCUGGAUUUAAACUCAAAACCUCAGAGUUGACAAGCUAUUGAUCACUGAAGAUGAACAACUCAGACCAGACGGCCACUGAGGCCCCACCAGAGUUUGAAAUAGAUCAUGUUUUAUACAUUUAUACAUGUAUGAGGGUCAGGAUGAGAUUUACAGAAUAGAGAAUAUUGGCCAGAAAGUGCAUACUAAAGGACAAACAAAAUAUAUAAAGAACAGAGAAAAAUAGGAACUCAUUAAAUAAAUAAAGAAUAGAGAAAAGUGGUCUAAAAAAUUAAAGAAUAAAGAAAAGAAAACCACCCCAUUCAGACCCUCAUGUAUGAUCUCUUGUUUUUUUCAAGCAAAUUUAAGAAGACUAUGAUAAACAAUGACAGAGCUCGCUAGUUCACCUGUUAAACGUCCACGUGAAAAUAAUAAAUUGAAUGGGAGUACAAUUACUGAAGGAACUAUCAAGAUGUACAAGAGGGAUCCUGCCCACAGAGUGUUUGUAAAUAGAAGUCUGAACAUGGCAAAGAUAAAGAUAUUUGGAUUUGAUAUGGAUUAUACUCUCGCAGUGUACAAAUCACCAGUGUAUGAAGAUAUGGGAUUUGAGAAAUUGAAAGAAAGACUUGUUGCCAUUGGUUAUCCCAAGGAAAUUGAAGAUUUUAAAUAUGAUCCAGCAUUUCCCUGCAGGGGUCUUUGGUUUGACAGGCAGUUUGGAACUUUACUGAAAGUGGAUUGCUAUGGUAAUGUCUUGGUAGCUGUGCAUGGAUUCAGGUUUAUGAAAAGCUAUGAGAUAGGAAAAAUGUAUCCCAACAAAUAUGUACAGUUGGAUGAGAACAGGAUAUAUGUGCUGAAUACACUAUUUAAUAUCCCAGAAACCUACAUGAUAGCCUGCAUGAUUGAUUUCUUCAUAUCAAAGAAAGAUUAUGAACAAUCAGACAUGGGUGUUAGAUGUGGUGACCUGUUUAUGUCCUACAAAUCUAUUUUCCAAGAUAUCAGAAAUUCUGUUGAUUGGGUUCAUUUCCAUGGUGACAUGAAAGAUCAUACCGUACAGAACUUAGAGAAGUUUGUCCACAAAGACAAAAGAUUACCAUUGUUUCUGGAGAGAAUUAGACAGCAUGGACAAAAGACAAUGAUUAUAACAAACAGUGAUUAUAAAUAUACAAAUAAAAUUAUGGAAUAUUUGCUGGAUUUCCCAGAGUUUCAGCAACCAGAACAAGGGACAAAAGGAAGAGAUUGGAUCACAUUCUUUGAUUAUGUUGUGGUAGAUGCAAAGAAACCUAUGUUCUUCAAAGAUGGGACAAUUUUACGUAAAGUAGAUAGGGCAACAGGUUCAUUAAGUCUUGGACACCACAUGGGACCUCUUGAAAAAGGAUGUGUAUAUUCUGGGGGUUCAGUUGAUGUAAUCUCAGAAUUAGUUGGUGCCAAGGGUAAAGAUGUGCUUUAUGUAGGAGACCAUAUAUUUGGUGACAUACUAAAAUCUAAGAAGGAACGAGGAUGGAGGACUUUCCUGGUUGUUCCAGAAAUGGCACAGGAGCUAAAAGUUUGGACUGAACAGAAAUCUUUAUUUGAUCAGAUAGAGAACUUGGAAUGUGAAAUGGCAGAUUCUUUUAGAGAUUUAGACAGUAGUACUAGAGAAAUACCAGAUAUAUCAAAAUACAAAAAGGAAAUGAUGGAAACUGUCCACAAGUUAGAUCUUUCAUAUGGAAUGUUGGGGAGUAUCUUCAGAAGUGGUUCUAGACAGACAUUUUUCUCAGCACAAGUACAGAGAUAUGCAGAUUUAUACACAUCGAAUCUUCUAAGUCUUCUCCAUUAUCCAUUUACAUACAUGUUCAGGGCACCAUCUAUGCUGAUGCCUCACGAGUCAACAGUAGAUCAUGAUCGUCAUUAUGCAGUUGAAGAUGGUGACACAAGCCUUGGUUUAAGACAGCGACCUAAAGAUUUUGACAUUGAAACCCCAACGAAAAUCAUGAGACAGAAUAAUGUUCCACAUCUUCAUGCAAAUAUGCCCUGCAAAGUAACACAUUAUCACGAUGAAGAUGAAGAUUCAGAUGAAGACUCUAGCAGUGCAAUGAGUGAUAAAUCAGGUUAGAUUCAACCAGAAUCGAGCAUUUUAAGCUGUUAUAUGAGUAGUCAGACAUGGGAAGGCGAAAAUGAUCAGUGACUCUUUUGACUCAUUGUAUUGCAAUAUUUGUCUCAAGUAACAAAGAAAGAUAAAGGUUUAUAUUGGUUAGAUUUCAUUUAUAUGGAUAAAUUUGUGUCAAAACAGAAUUCAAAGAUCAGUUUUAGAUUUGGAAUUUUAUAACUUCACUUCUUAAAAUUGUAUUCCAAAAUAUUUUUUUUUUUAACAUAGAUUUGAUAAACAUUGAUGAUUAUUUUAUCUCAUCAUUUGCCACAUUUUGACCAGUUGAUGAGAUUUAUAAUGUAAAUUAGUAUAUUGGAAAUUAAUGAUUUGGAAUUAGACUUGAUGAAAUAUUUAUAAAAGAAAAAGAUACAUCAAUUGUUUAUGCACACGGAAAUCUGUCUAAUAUAUUAAAGAUUCUGGUGACAUAUUAACCAUAUAUAAAUGGAUAACAUGUUAGUUUUUAUACGACCGCGAAAUUUUUUGAGGUCGUAUAUUGGUAUGACGUUGGCGUCGUUGUCGUCGUCCGAAGACACAUUGGUUUUCGCACUCUAACUUUAGUUUAAGUCAAUGGAUCUCUAUGAAAUUUUACCAUGAGGUUCAAUACCACAAAAGGAAGGUUGGGAUUGAUUUUGGGGGUUAUGGUACCAACAGUUAAGGAAUUAGGGGCCAAAAAGGGGCCAAAAAUAAACAUUUUUGUAACUUCCAGACAAAACUUGUGUGUUAGUGUAUGGAUCUCUCUGACAUUGUACCACAAGGUUCAAUAUCACAUAGGGAAUGCUGGGAUUGAUUUUGGGGGUAAUUGCCUCAAAAUUUUAGGAAUUAGGGGCAAAAAAAGGGGCAAAAAACAAGCAUUUUUCUAGUUUCAUGACAAUGACUUGUGUGUAAGUGUAUGGAUCUUUCUGAACUUGUACUACAAGGUUCCAUAUCACAAAGGGAAAGCUGGAAUUGAGUUUGGGGGUAAUUGCAUGAAACGUUAAGGAAUAAGGGGCCAAAAAUAAACAUUUUUCUAGUUUCCAGACAAUAACUUGUGUUCAAGUGUAUGGAUCUCUCUGAAAUUGUCCUGCAAGGUACCAUAUCACAAAGGGAAGGCUGGGAAUGAUUUUGGGGGUCAUUGCCUCAAAAUUUUAGGAAUUAGGGGCCAAAAAGGGGCAAAAAACAAUCAUUUUUCUAGUUUCAGGACAAUAACUUGUGUGUAAGUGUAUGGAUCUUUAUGAAAUUGUACUACAAUGUUCCAUAUCACAAAGGGAAAGCUGGGUUUGAGUUUGGGGGUAAUUGCCGUAAACAUUUAGGAAUUUGGAGCCAAAAAGGGGCCAAAAAACAAGCAUUUUUCUAGUUUCCAGACAAUAACUUGUGUUCAAGUGUAUGGAUCUCUCUGAAAUUGUACUGCAAGGUACCAUACCACAAAGGGAAGGCUGGGAUUGAGUUUGGGGGUAAUGAAUCAUAAGGGGGUUAAAAAAAUUGGGGGGGGGGGAUUUUUUUCCUUUUUUUUUCUUUAAAAUUUUCAGUUUUAAGUUGGUUAUUUCUGAUUUAUAUAUAAAAGCAAAUAAAGUUCUUAGACCACAUUCAUUCUGUGUCAGAAACCUAUGCUGUGUCAAAUAUUUAAUCACAAUCCAAAUUCAGUGCUGUAUCAAGCUUGAAUGUUGUGUCCAUACUUACCCCAACUGUUCAGGGUUCGACCUCUGUGGUCGUAUCAAGCUGCGCCCAGCGGAGCAUUUUAUUGUAGUCUACUAUAAUGUUGAUAUUGACAGGUUUUAGGAAGUGUACAUUUAGUUAACCUUGUGUUGGAUGUGACAGGUUUCAAUGUGGUCAUGCCAUUUAGGAAAUGUAAAUUUAGUUUACACUUUGUUUCAUUUUGAGACAUGACUUUUAGUAAGUGUACACUGCCAUAUAUUAAUUUCGGCAUUGUAUUAUCACAUUAUAAAAUCUAUAAUUAUUUAGAUCUCAUUUUAUCUCAGUAUAUACUUACAAGUUGAGUACCAUGUAUGCCUUUUAUUCUAAAACUAUUUUUUGUGUUAUAUCCUUUAAACGAAUAGCCAAAUUAUUAUUUAUUUUUAUCUUUAUUUAUUUACCUUUUUGUUUGUAUUCCUGAUUUGAUCCCUAUCAAACUGCCUUAACACAGAAGUAUUUAUGCUGUUUAUACUUACUUUCAAGAUCAAUGAAUAAAUUUUGAACUUCUUUUUUUUUCAAACAAAAUAAAAAGGUUUUGAAAAAGUCAAUAUUAUUCUAUACUAAAUAUCUUAUAAGUUAUUUAAAACUAAAUAAAUGAUAUAGUGACAAGACUCUUCAAAAUUAAUAAAAAAAAAAUAACUUGAAAUGUGAUAAGACUUUUUUUCGUAUGCUGAAAUAUGAGAGUAUUUUCAGAGAAAACAAUCUCUCUUUUUAAGGCUUAAAAUAUAAGAAGGUAGCCGAGCAAAGAUUUCUAUUUUUAAUUGACAUCUACAAUUUACAGUGUAGGUUAAAAGUAGAAAAAUCUUUAUACAGUAAAUUCAGAAAUUAUUGUGUGCAUUUAUUAUUGCGAUUUUUCCAGAAUGAACAAAAAUGCGAGUUUAGUUAUUGCGAUUUUAAAGCUUUGUAUAGAUAUACACAACAGAUAUCAGAAUGCGAGUUUUUAUUUUUGUGUUACUCAAGGAGUCGCAUUAUUCGCAUUAAUAAAAACCUUGCAAUAAUUUCUGAAUUUACAGUAGUUUUUUAAUAAUGAAGAGUUUCUUUGGUUAAUAGAAAACACAUCUAUAUUUAGAACUAAACAGAAGUAGAUCUGCCUUUAAAUGGAAACAUCAUUAUUUAGCAAAGAUUAUAUGUAUGUAAGUAGAUAUAGCAAAAAUGUAUUGUAUUACAUCAUUCUAUAUAAUUAUGAUAUUAUCGCAAUUAAGAUAACUUAUGUGCAAUGGAUAUUACCAUAUUGAUUUCACCUGAAUGAGUGUGGUGUAACAAUCAAACAUAUUUACAGAUCAUUCAAGAAAAGAUUUAUAGUAUAAAAAAAUGAUUUCUAACACUCAAAUUAACACAUCACUGUAUAAAUGUAUCACAAAGCAUAGAACAUUAAGUAAUUGGAGUAUUUUAGCUGUAAAAGAAUUGUAGCAUGUAAGAAAGUUGUUUCGUUAUUUAUGAACUUUUCUUAAAAGACUGUCUAACAUUUGCUGUAGCCAUCCUUGGUCAGAAUUUAAUAUGAUUGUGCAUGUGAUGUUCAUGCGGUUCUUUUUUUUUAAUUCUAAAUAUUCAUUUGUUAUAUCUUUCACAUAUUUAUUUGGUAUUACUGUGGAUUCAUUUAUUUUCGUGGAUACCAAAAUUUAUGGUGUUUGAGGAAAACUUCAUUGAAUUUUUAAAUUCUUAGUUUACCUGUACCUACAAAAUCAAAAAAAAUUAAUAUCCCACUAAUUAUAAUGAAUCCACAGAAAUUUGCAUAUUCAGUUAUCUUCAUGCAAUUGUUUUCUGUAUAAGUUAAGUUUGAAAGGGAAGGAUCACUUUUUUAAUGUAAAAAUACAUUGUCUAAUUGAUACAUAUAAUUUGUAGAUUUUUUUCCUUUUGUGUUUUGAUUUAUCAUGAUUCUAGCAGUAUUCAUGUAAUCUCUAAAACUCAAAUAAAUAUUUCAAAAAUAAGUAGAAGAUGGUUGAUAACAUGUUCAUAAAAAAAAUCACAAUCAAUUGAAAGACUUACUACAAUAUAUAAAAUUCCCUGAUAGAUUUUAGCUAAAAUGCCUAAAUACCUAAAACUGUUGUGUAUAAUUUAUUUUUAAGGGUUAUCAUAUGUAUAGUUUUAUUUUUAUUGUUACGUGCUUGUUAUAAAUAUUUGAUUAUAAGCUUAUUAUUAAUUGAUUAGUAUCAUAUUAUGUGUUAUUUUGUUUUAAAAAUAGAUUUUAGUUUUACGCAUAUACAUAUACUUGUAGGUGUCACGUUAUAUUUAUUGUUGUUAUUAUAUAUAAUUAUUUUAUGCUUUGUUAGCAGUGCCCAAGUUUUGUUAAGAAAAUCAAAAAAGAUCUUUGAACUUAAUGUGUAUGCAUGGCUUAUUUAGUUAGAUAGUAUUUAAUAGAUAUAGUUAUUAGUUGUUUAAAAGUUUUCCUUUAUUCAUAUCAAAAUUUCCCCUAAAAUGGUAACAAUGCUUAUAUACUUUGUUUAUUUCAUAUUUUAGACCACUGUCAGUGCCAUAUUUAUAUCUAAAUCAUCAUUGUAUUAUCACUUUCAAAAAGGUAACAACAUUGGUAAAGAAAAUGUAUCCAUAUAAAUAGGGAUAGUUUUUGGUUAUUGGUCAAAUUAUAAGUUUUUAAAAAAUCUAUCGCGUAAAAUUGAUAUUAUGGACAAUCAAGCCAUUAGGAGGGGUGACCUCCUUUGAAAUGAACCUUAUGAAAGGAGAACUAUUGCAUACAAACCUUAAAAAUUUUUUUUGUUAAUAUGACUGAACCAGAAACAAAUAGUUAAUUCCUUGAAAAAUGACGUAAUGUACCUAACCAAUUUUUUCCCUUCAUCUACAGAAUUGAGAUAUAGUUAAAGUUCAAAUUUCAAUGACAUAACUGUUCUUAGUAUCCUAUCAGAUCUAGGGCUUUUCAUCCUCAGCUGUUUUUUUUUUUUUUUUUUUUUUUUUUUAAUAUGCUUCAUCAUUUAAAGACAAGUGCAUUGUUAAAGGGUUUUUUAUACAUACAUAAUUUGUGAAAAUAUUCUGGGUAUUUGUAAUGGAAAUCCUAUUUACUUCUGAAUAUUGCAUUUUCCAAAUAUUUCUUCAGCGAAUAAUAUGUAUUUUAAAUGUAUGACUGAUUAAUUUUCAAUAUUGUAGUAGAAUGUGUAGCUAAAUUUUUGAGUUUAGAAUUAUUUUUACUUGGAAUAUAAACAACUAUUGUGUGUUCAACAGUAGAUGCAUUUAUUAUCAUGAAUUAACCCAUUUCUCUGACGUCAUUCUAUUGUUCUUACAGUGGAUUAUUUUUCAAGAAUCCACUGACCACUUCGUUAACUUAAGAUAACUUAUUUUAUAACUUUAAACUUUUAACUUACGAUUUUUUAUCCUCUCAAAAACGAGUGGCAUAUGAAGGGUUCGAACUCGCGCGUAUUUUCUUCAUAAUCAGUAGAGUCUUCAGUCUAUGCAUGAUACCACUAUACCACGAGUGCUCACAUAAAUCAAUAUUUAAAUAACACUCUUAAAGCGCACAACUGUCAAUACAUGUCAAUCAACUGUAUUUCUAUCUCAGAGAUAAUUCGCUUUUGUUAUCUAAUAAAAUAUAUAUACUAUGUC
Molecule: messenger RNA, 7395 nt
Organism: Mytilus californianus (California mussel)
Lineage: Eukaryota; Metazoa; Mollusca; Bivalvia; Mytilida; Mytilidae
Product: cytosolic purine 5'-nucleotidase-like
Exons: 20
Coding region: 439-2145 (568 amino acids)
Molecular function (GO): 5'-nucleotidase activity
Source: RefSeq, a predicted model, not a curated record